Molecule: messenger RNA, 5758 nt
Organism: Contarinia nasturtii (swede midge)
Lineage: Eukaryota; Metazoa; Arthropoda; Insecta; Diptera; Cecidomyiidae
Gene: Dyrk2
Product: dual specificity tyrosine-phosphorylation-regulated kinase 2
Exons: 9
Coding region: 1641-3470 (609 amino acids)
Biological process (GO): peptidyl-serine phosphorylation; peptidyl-threonine phosphorylation
Cellular component (GO): nucleus
Molecular function (GO): ATP binding; protein serine/threonine/tyrosine kinase activity; protein serine/threonine kinase activity
Source: RefSeq, a predicted model, not a curated record
ACUCAGUUGGAGAAAUCUCUUCUUUUCGAAUUCAUUCAACGCAACGUUUGAAAUAAAAAGAAAUAAACUAAAAUAUAAAAAAACCAAUUUUAAAAGCAUUAAUAAAAGAAUGUGAAAACAGAGAAUUUAUAACCGAAAUAAAGUCAAUAAAGUUAUCAACUUAAUACUUACGGUGCUGUAUGCUAUCGAAAAGUUAAUAUUCGAAUCGGUAGCCGAACAUAAACAACGCGAUCUGCAUAAUCAGAAAUCGAAUUAAGACAUAAAUCUCAAUUUCUUCGUCUUUUACUUCUUUUCGAUUUUCAUUUAUAUUUAUUCCGGUUCGCUAAGCGCGUUCAGAAUUGUGCGUGUGUUUCGUUAUACAUUUGUGUUGAAAUUGCAUCAAAUCCAUUUCACUGAUCAAAAAAUCAAUGGUGAAAUUGAUUGUUGAACCACACGAACGCAUCAUAAAUCAUUGAUUCCAAUCAGAAAGUGGCGAGGCACAAUAUCUUCACGAAAAAAAGCAAAAAUUAUUUCAUCUCGGCUACUCUGUUUUUUUUUUUUUUGACAAUUCAAUUGGUUUUCUAUUUUGCCAUCGUUUCUUUCGAUCAACGUGCGCUAGCUUCAAAAUCAGUUCAUGUGUGCAAAAAAGUGUAUCAAGAUUACUAGUUGAAAGAGAAAACAACCAUAUAUGCGUUUCAAUUGCUGAUUAAAGAAAUUGGAGCGUUUGCUAUGUGCAUUGCGUAUGUGUGACAUAAAUAGUGUUGCAAAGCAGAAGAAAAAAAACCAGCAAAGUAACCCAUAAUAAAAAAUUUCUUCUCAUUUCGCUGGCGAAACGAAUGCGAAAAAUAAGGCAAAAAAGAAGUAAAACCAGCCCACGGACAGCGAUAGAGAGUGAGAAAGAAAUGAGCCCAUGCAAGGAAAUCACUAAAUGUACAGAAGAAUAAGAAACAUAAGAACAGCUCAACAGCAGCGACAGCAACAACACCGCCACCAUCAACAGCAGCAAGUAACAACAAUAAAAAAGUGAAAUUUUCACAUUUGUCUGUUAUUAGCUGCCAAAACAGUAAAUUACCGUAAUAAAGAUUGAACAUCGACACAAAGCUCGGAAGAGAGAAAGAGAGAAACAUCGGCUGAGACAAUAAUCGUAAUACCGCACCGUUACCCUUGCCAUGCGUAUAAAAAUAAUCGAAAAUUUGUUACUCGCAGCGUUGAUUUUUGUUUCGUAAUUACAACAUUUUUCUAUCUGCAUUUUGUUCCUCGUUUGGUUUUUCAUUUGAUUCGGUUUAUAGUACGUUAAUUGCAAACCGAACAGAAUACAGAGCAAUCGAGAUUGACUAAAAAGCGAGAGAGAAAACAACUUUAUUGCUAUUACGCGAAAUCAAAAGCCCUGCAAAAAACAUUAAACAACUAACAAAAGAAAUUCAUUGGCACGGAAGAGUGAGUGAAUGAGUGACAAAAACAAACACAUUGUCGAAUUAAAAUAAAUUAUAACAAAGGCGAAAAAAACCGUAUAGACAAGCGCUUCAACCGAAUAGUAGCUGUAUACAUUCAGUAGACGACAGCAACAACAAUAAUAAUUCAUCCCGUACACGCAAUCUGCCAUUCAUUUAUUAAUUCACCGCACUUUUUGACGACAAAGAAGCUGAAAUUACGCAAAUAAAAUGUUACAAGUGCAAUUGCACUUUGAUAAUGACCGCGAGGCUCGUCGCGAGCGUGAGGUGCGUUUGACGGGUAGCAAAUUGGAUUUGAAAUUUUGCGGAGCUCCACGUGCCACUGCCGCCACCACAACACUCAAUUCAGUUCGGACCAUCGAUUCACAUGGAAAUGCUGUGUCGACACUAUCGUCGCCACAGAGCAGUAGCAGCAACAACAAUGUAUCACCGACACACGAUGAAAGCGAAAAGUUUACACCAUUGACGCCAUCCGAGGCAAUGCGCUUGCAUGGCAGUCGUCUCACAGAUUAUGAACGCCAGGAAAUUGACAAAUAUCCCGAAAUCUGGUUUCUUGGACUAGAUGCGUGCAAGAUAAACGCUAAGCCGGGCACCGCAUUGAAUUCAGGAUAUGAUGAUGACAAUGGCAGCUAUAAUAAGAUAAUUCACGAUCACAUAUCGUACCGUUAUGAGAUCCUUGAGGUGAUCGGCAAAGGCAGUUUCGGCCAAGUAGUUAGAGCAUUAGAUUACAAAACAAACAAACCUGUAGCGAUUAAAAUCAUUCGAAAUAAGAAGCGCUUCCAUCAUCAGGCAUUGGUUGAGGUUCGAAUUUUGGACGAACUGAGGAAAAAGGAUCCGAACAAUGAACACAAUGUGAUUCACAUGUUAGACUAUUUCUAUUUCCGCAAUCAUUUGUGUAUCAGCUUCGAAUUGAUGAGCUACAAUCUGUAUGAGUUAAUAAAAAAGAACAACUACCAGGGUUUUAGUUUGAGUCUAAUCAGACGUUUUUGCAAUUCAAUUAUCAAAUGCCUACGUUUGCUCUAUCAAGAGAACAUAAUUCAUUGUGAUUUAAAGCCGGAGAAUGUUCUGCUCAAACAGCGCGGCAGUAGUUCGAUUAAGGUAAUUGACUUCGGCAGUUCAUGUUAUUCGCAUCGAAAAGUGUAUACGUACAUCCAAUCGAGAUUUUAUCGAUCGCCCGAAGUUAUUUUGGGUUUGUCGUAUGGCACACCGAUUGACAUGUGGAGCUUAGGUUGUAUUUUAGCUGAGCUUUAUACGGGCUAUCCAAUCUUUCCGGGCGAAAAUGAAGUUGAGCAGCUGGCUUGCAUAAUGGAAGUGUUGAAUGUACCGCCGGAGGAUGUAUUAAGCCAAGCAAGUCGACGUCGUCUAUUUUUCGAUUCACGCGGUAAUCCACGUUGUAUUACAAAUUCUAAAAAUCGUAAACGAAAACCAGGCACUAAGCCAUUGGCACAAGUAUUACGUUGCAAUGAUCCGUUGUUCGUUGAUUUUGUCAGCAAAUGUUUAGAAUGGGAUCCCAAAAAACGAAUGACACCAGAAGAAGCUGUCUACCACGAAUGGCUCCAGCCAAGCACAAAUUCGUCUUACAAUCAUAAUAAAGUAGACAAAGAAUCGAAACUAUAUAAAGAGUGCAACGAUAAUGGUUCGCAACAGUCACAUCAACAAUCGUCACAAAUACAGUCAUUGCCAGUCUCAUUGAAAACGCAAAAGUACUUUACACCGCCAUCGAUUGUCACCUCAAGACAACUACAUCAAACACAACAAAUCAUUUUGCCCGAAGUGAAAUCAAAUUAUAAAUUGUAUAAGGACCGAACCAAAGGUUUAACAGCUUCAACUACCGACAUUGACAGUGUAGCAAAUGCGGUGGCACAAGCAAAUGUAAGCAGUUCACAGCAUGAUAUUCAACAGCCAUACUCAUUGCAUCGUUUGUAUGCAGCUAGAAAACUAUCAACCGCCAGUAAUUUAAAGUUUGCCAAUAAUGAUUCGAGUGGCAUGAUGCAUUCACAGUCAACGGGAGACGUGGCAUCUAUGUUUGGACGAGCUUGACAUGAUUGAACAUAAUCGUCUAACACAGCAGCAGCAAUACUCUCACAAUAGCAACCAAUUCGAAAACAUGCACACACACACUCGUCGACCAAACCCCCAAUUCCAAUAACAAUAAUAAACAGUAUUAUGGCAGCAGGGUGAUGGGAUACACGAAAUGAUGGUCGGGCAAUGCGAACACCAAUGAACAACCAUUAUCAUUUAAAUGUCACUUUAGUUCAAAUUUCCAACGGAAACUGAAAUAUCCCCAUCGUUGCAUCGCAUCCAAUUCAACCGAACAUCAUCAUUAUCAUCAUAAUAAUAAAAUAAUCGUAUUACAUAGUUUGAUGCUCCUGAUUGGAUGGCAUUCAAUGUAAAAGUUCAAUUUAAUUUCCAACACAUACACUCACAUCAUCCUUCAGCUUCAUUCGACAUUUUAACGUAUCAUUCUCCUUAUUCCAUGUGGCUUAUAUAACAUAAAAUGCAAAAAAAAAAACAACAAAAAUUCAAAAGUUUUGCGCGCUUAGUUCGUAAAACUUCUGACCGCUUUUUUUCCCUUCGGUUGAUGUUGUUAGAUAUAAUAUCUAAGAUAUUAGAUGGAGUGGAGCAAAACGACACGAAAAUUAAACAAGUGAAAUUAAUUUCUAAACUAAUUGUAAUCGUAACAUGUAAAAGUUUGCCAAAAAAAUGAGAAACAUGAAACAAGACACAUUUUAAUAUAUUCGUAUAUGUGGAUGUUGUAAUCGCUUUAACUAAAUCACUCAAACUCUCAUCACACUCGCAUUAAAACAAACAAAUAACAACACCAACAACAAUAAUUGGCAAAAGAAGUGAAGGCAUUUGACACAAUCAAUGUCAUUUAAACCUAGUCAAAGUCGUUCGCUAUUUAGGCAAUAUGCGUCUGUCUGAUUAGAAUUUGUUUUCCUUUGUCAAACAUAACAACAAAAACAUUUCUUUUUUCGCCUAUUUCAAAUACCGAAUCAAAAUCAAUGUCAUCCAAUCAAAACAUUAUUUUAUAUAUUUACAGAUAUUCUCUUCAUUGACAUGUAUAAAAGAAAAUUGGCGUGAAAAUUGUGCGUACUGCCAAACAAAAAAAAAAACACACGAAAUUCGGACCAUAUUUACGAUCAUAUUCUUACUGAUUUCGAACUCAUUUAUUAUCAGUUGCGUUCAUUUGCAUUACUCUUUAGUUUUGGUUUUUAUUUUAAAUUUGAUAUAAUUCAUCGUGAUUAGCUUAAAGGAAAGUCUGUCUCAAGCUAUACCAAUUUUAAUUGAAUAUUAUAAUCUAACAAAGUUAAUCGUAAACACUUCCAUUAUAUUCUGAAUUCUUCUUAACACUUAAGAGACUUAAUUAACAAAAACGAAUGAAAUGAAAACAAACAACAACAGCAAAAAAAGAAUCCAAUCGUAAUCCAAAGUGUACUCCUCUCGACUAUAUUAUUAUUAUAAAAGCGAUCAUGAAUUGAUUUAGAUUUAGACACAUCAAUUUUAAAAUGCUAGGACAUUUUUUGAUUGUUUUGUCAUUUUAAAUGUACUAUCUCAAUAUUUGUGAUACUAUAUUGUAAAUCAGCAAACACAAGAAAAUGAUGAUGUAAAGAUACAAAGAAAAUAUUUAAAAAAAACAGAUGAAUUGAUUUAACUUCUAAUCUGUGCGUAUGUAGUCGUUUGUGUUCAUUCAUCAAAAUAUGUAUAUGUAUACUCUAUACUCUUGUCCGGCUCCAAUCGCUCAUUUUGUCCAUUGAUUUGGGCACACUUUUUUUUAUUGUAUUGUAGCUUUUCAUUUUCAAGAUUGAAAAUUUACAAUUUGUAAUUUUCGUUUCUUUUUGAUUGAAAAUUUCACGACAAAAAUAAUGACAUGAACAAAUGUUAGAUAUUAGGAUAUAAAUAAGUGCUCAACUCCAGAUUUUGAUCUGAUUUUGUAGUUUUUACUAGUAAAAUGGUAUAUCACAGAUCAUUUAAACCCUUUUGACAUGUAGACAAAGGAUGUAUGUAUGAGAGCAAGAGAGAGAGAAAGUGAAGUGAAAAUGAAUGAAUCGCAAUUGACUGGAGUUUAUUCAACAAAGAAUAUAGAAUAACCAAUUUUUUGCUUUGUUGUAAUAUGAACCAAUUUAAGGCACUCACAUAUGUAGUAAUGAGAAAAUGAAGAUUUACGGCUCUCUCAGAAAAGUGGUACCUUUAUAUAAUUAAAUAAAAAAAAAAACAAUAUAUCCCUAUAAUUUGUAUAUGUAAAUAAUAGUUAAAAUAAAACUUGUUAAAUGGUCAGAAUCCAAUGUUUGCAUUCAAAAAUAAAAUAAAAAUAUCUAUGAAAAUGA